GUACCGUCCAGUGGCCCGGCCUCGGCGCGCCUCCCGGGAGCCGUGGAGGAUGCGAAGGACGCGACUUCGCAGAAGCCAAACCAACCUGACGCAGGGCGUGCAGGCGUCUCGUUCUCAGACGACACGGAGGGCGGCAAAGGCGCGAACGAGGAGGGAGCGGGUGAGUCGUCCGUGAGGAAGAGUGCCUACUUCACGGAGUUCCGCACCAAGCUGAAGCGCCAGGCGUCGGUGAGCACGCGCCAAAGCUUUUGGAACCGGGGCGCAGGACAGGUGGCGAACACUUUUUCGCGCGGUUCCACGGCAGCUCGGAGCUCCAUCUUUAGGACGAAAGAGGACGAAGUCCAGCCCCAGGGCCCUCGGGCGUGGCUGGCGCAGAAGGUGUCCUCGCCGGCCUUCGAGUUCACCUUUGCCAUCAUUAUCUUCCUGAACACCAUGUUCAUGGCCGUCCAGGUGCAGUACCGGGGCUUGAACGUGGGCUACACCUUAAACUAUCCCUCCGUGCAGCUGCCCGCCGAGGAGUCUUGGCCCCACGCGGAACAAGUCUUCCUCGGGGUGGAGAUCUGCUUUGGAGUGAUCUUCACCUGCGAGAUCCUGGUCAAGAUCGUGGGCCUAGACAUCAACUUUUGCUGUGACCCGUGGAACAUACUGGACUUCUGCGUGGUGCUGGCCUGGUUCGUGGACACCUUGGCCCAGGGCUGGCUGCCGGUGGACCCGCUGAUGCUGCGUUUGUUGCGCCUCGUGAAGCUGCUUCGGAUGCUGAGACUGGUGAGGACCAUUCAAGGCUUCGACUCCCUGUAUGUCAUGAUCACCUCGAUCAGGGGCUCCGUGGCAGCCUUGUUCUGGAGCGUGAUGCUGUUGAUCCUGGUGCUGAUGACGGUGUCCCUCUUCCUGGUGGUGAUGAUGGAGCCAUAUAUCACCAGCAACGAAGAAGAGGAGCGGCGCAGCGAGGUCUACAAGUACUACGGUACCUUUUCCAAGGCGAUGCUCUCGCUCUUCGAGAUGACCCUGGCCAACUGGCCCACGCCCUCGCGGGUUCUCACAGAGAGGAACGUCAGCGAGGCGUGGAUCUUCUUCAUCCUGAGCUUUCAACUCCUCGUGGGCUUCUCCGUGAUGAAGGUGAUCAUGGGCGUGUUCCUGCAGAUCACCUUCUAUGUUGCCUCCAAUGACGAUGUCAUCAUGAUGAGUCAGAAAGAGAGGGCGCUGAAAGUCCACACCAAGAAGAUGACGGCCCUUUUCGAGGCCGCGGACGAGAACGGAAACGGACGCCUAGACGAGACAGAGUUCGCAGACAUCCUGCAAGACCCUGCCUGCCUAGCCUGGCUCAGCGCCAUGGGUCUGGAAGCCUCCAUGCUCUCCGGCAAGGACCUGUAUCGCCUGCUCUGCGUGGAGGGCACCAAUGACCUGUCGGCGGAGGAGCUGUGCAAGGGCGUGGCAGAGCUCAAGGGCUCGGCGACGAGCCUGAACAUGGCCCUUUUGCAGCGGGACCAAUGCAGCAUUAAGGAGCUCAUGGACUCCAUGUGCAUGUCUUUGGUGAAGCUGCAGGGCAGACUGAAGUGGUCGGAGCACAAGAACGAAGAUUCCAGCACCAGCAGCAGCAGCAGCGACGCCGAGUCCCUCAGCGAGGCGGCGACGCAAAAGAGCCAGUCCACGCUCAGCCGAUCAGGCACCCGGGAGCGGCGGAAGAGCCUUCAAGCCUGGAUGCAGAACCGCACUGCGCGAGGGCGCACGGUGGUGUCCAAGCGCGCCACGCAGGGUGCGGUGUCCCAUGCCCUCUUCAACAAGGAUGAGGAGGAAGACAUCCAGAGCCAAGACUCGCGGCGCACCAAGCUGCAGCGCCAGCUGAAGCGCAUGGUGCUGAGCUCACCCUUCGAGGCGGUCUUCGGGGCGCUGCUUCUCGGAUUGCGAAUUGAUUCGGUGCGGGAGAACGGGGGGGAAUGCGUCUAA
Messenger RNA from Effrenium voratum, 1944 nucleotides. NCBI's taxonomy places the organism in Eukaryota, Dinophyceae, Suessiales, Symbiodiniaceae. The record is from the annotation of a GenBank genome assembly.